AUGGUGGUUAACCAGAAGAUAUCCGGAUUUGCAGCCGCCAUGAACGCCAAAAUCAUCGGUUCUGGUGAGAGGUCGAUGGUCUUGGCACAUGGGUUUGGAGGUGACCAGUCGGUUUGGGACAAGAUAAUACCGGUUGUGUCCCAAUCUUUUAAAGUUUUGGUAUUUGACUGGCUCUUCUCUGGAGCCAUCAAAGACCAAACUCUCUACGACCCUUCAAAGUAUAACUCCUUGGACGCCUUCUCUGAUGAUCUUAUUGCUCUUAUGGACGAGUUGAAGUUUGGUCCCGUUGUGUUCGUAGGCCAUUCCAUGUCGGGCAUGAUCGGUUGUGCUGCUUCUAUUAAAAGACCCGACUUGUUUACAAAUCUUGUUCUUAUCGCUGCUUCUCCCAGGUAUAUAAACAGUGAGGAUUACAAAGGAGGGUUUGAGUCAAAGGACAUUGACUCAAUCAUCACCAACAUUGGCUCUAACUACGAAGCUUGGGCUGUUGCUUUCGCCUCCGUAGUGGUUGACCCAAGAGACUCUCUCUCGAUCCAAAGGUUCGAGAAGUGCCUUAAGAAGAUGAAGUCCGAGACGGCUCUUGCCUUAGCUAAGAUAGUGUUUGGUAGCGACGAGAGAGAGAUGUUGGGUCGAGUAUCAGUGCCUUGCCACGUCAUACAGUCAGGAAACGACGCCGUCGUGCCUAUAUCCGUUGCUUACUUCAUUCAGGAGAAGAUCAAAGGGAAAUCAACGGUUGAGAUCAUCGAGGAUGCCAUUGGGCAUUUCCCACAAAUGACGUCACAUAUGGAGCUGCUUGGCGUCAUGAGGCGUCUCCUCGAGUUUUAA
Thlaspi arvense is the source of this 822-nucleotide messenger RNA. The record is from the annotation of a GenBank genome assembly. NCBI's taxonomy places the organism in Eukaryota, Viridiplantae, Streptophyta, Magnoliopsida, Brassicales, Brassicaceae.